Nezara viridula (southern green stink bug) is the source of this 229-nucleotide messenger RNA. The record is from the annotation of a GenBank genome assembly. NCBI's taxonomy places the organism in Eukaryota, Metazoa, Arthropoda, Insecta, Hemiptera, Pentatomidae.
GGUUGGUGCUGAUGAUUAUAGGUAUUUAAUCAGCAAAAAUAGUCAUCUGCUUAGAGGUCAAGAAAUUAAUUAUUCUUAUCAACUAAUGCCAACCAAAAUUUCGCUGAUGAAAUUUAGUAAAUCACUCGAACACAAGACAUUGCUCAAGGUACAGGAAGGUAGUGGAACCUUCCUGAAUACACUAGAGAUGCUACUCCAGAUUCUCUUAAUGGCUGUAACCAAUAAAUGA